Carya illinoinensis is the source of this 599-nucleotide messenger RNA. Its product is annotated as protein RSI-1. The transcript has 3 exons. NCBI's taxonomy places the organism in Eukaryota, Viridiplantae, Streptophyta, Magnoliopsida, Fagales, Juglandaceae. The record is from RefSeq and is a predicted model, not a curated record. The coding region runs from base 96 to 386 and encodes 96 amino acids.
ACCUUGGAUUCCUCCAUUGCUGUAAACUCCAUUGCUUGAAGAGCUACUUCAUCCCUUUCGUGCUUAAUUCACGAGAGACAAAAGUUUUCACAGACAUGGAAGGACGUGCACGCAGAUCCCUCUUGUUGGUGUUUUCUCUGCUUCUUUUAAUCACAUUCUCCGGGGUAGCCGAGGCUAGUGGUAACGCAAAGCUGCGUCCUUCAGAUUGCAAACCCAAGUGUACGUAUCGUUGCUCGGCGACAUCACACAAGAAGCCGUGCAUGUUCUUCUGCCUCAAAUGCUGCUCCAAGUGCCUGUGUGUUCCUCCCGGCACUUAUGGCAACAAGCAAGUGUGCCCUUGCUACAAUAGCUGGAAGACCAAGGAAGGAGGACCCAAAUGCCCUUAAUUUAAUUAUUUAAUAUUCUUUCCAUGUUAAAUUGUACUAAUAUGCCUGCCAUAUAUGCUAUGCUUGUGUAGCAUUUCUGGCAGCAAUAUAUAUCCCUUGUCUAAUUCAAUUAGGACUAGAAUCAGCUGGUGCUGGUGCUGGUGCUGGUGCCAUGUCUUUUGUAUCCAGAAAUGGUUAGUUAUAAAUAGAAAUAUUGCAUCAAUUAUAUGUUCA